GCCGGACACCACCAAUAGCCACCAUGACAGACGCGAACGACCCGCCAUCUCACAUGACGGCGCCGACCACGAUUGCUUCCCUUCUACUCCCUGGCACCGACUGUCCUAGUGAGGCGUCCCCGCGCGGACACGACAUGGAAGCAGCACUACAACUGGACCAACGCAUCGAUGGGCCAAACACAGCAGCACCACCACAUUCAAGCGAGUCAACAACGAGCCACCAACGCUCUUCGACAGUGGUUAUGCCAGAGCCGGUAGAGUCGUUGUGGUCGUGGGAGGUCAUUCGAGAGUGGCGAGAUCGCCCGGGCCUGGCGCGACGCCUUGCUAUUGACCAAAUCGUCCGCAAGCCCCGCCCGCUCCAGCACGAGUUUGGCUGUCUCUGUCGGCAAAACACCACCAACGGCAUGUUUGAAGGAGACCACUGCGACGCCACAACGACUGGCGUCACGACGACUGCGGCUGGGAAAUCCAUUGCGAUGCAAUCGAUGGAUCCCGACCACACGUUUGGCAUUGUCCAAGAUGGCACAGACCUGAUCUACGAAGGGGAACUUCGGGUGAACGUCCCUCAUGGAUACGGUGUUGGUUGCUACGGCAGCGGCGAGCGCUUUGUCGGGAUUUGGGCCAUGGGACAACCGUGUGGCCUAGGUCGGCUCACGUGUCCGGUCGCCCCGAACGAGUCCCAUUAUGGGUGGAUCUUUGGCACAACCGUCGUGCACGCGUGGGAGAAGCGCGAUGUAGACGUCCCGUUGCCGCCACCGCCCCAGGACCAACCGCUGCGUGGGUUGUUCGCCAUGUGCAAGCGCCUCGAAGUUGCAAGGCUGCACCGGUUCCGCCAAGCCAUGGAUCAAUGGGUGGCGGCGAUAUGCACACAGGUAGUGGCGACUGCGAUCGACAGUCGAACGAUCGCGUUCGGGGCAUGGGCACAAGCGUGCAUCGCGCAGCAAGCAUGCAUCAGGAAAGUGGGACUUCAGCUGCACUCGCAAGACACCAACGACGACUUGUUCCACAAGGUCAAGGACUUGGUCGCAAUUCAACAGGCAGUCAUGGAGAAGAACGAGCUGCGUCAAGCGCGGCUGCGGCACUCGAUCAUGACCAACACUACAACCGUCGCAUGUUUGGCCAUUGAGCGAAGGAGCACAGAGCUCGUGGAAUGCGAGUUGGAAACCAUUGAGCUCGAGCUGCAGGAUGCGAAAGCGGCUGAACAACGAUGCAUAGCCAUUCAGCAAGAGUAUGCGGACGUCCGCCGACGCAUCGAGCAGGGAAAGGUCAAGCUCAAUGGCAUGAAACAAGCCCGUCGGCCUGCUGCGUGUGUACGAAAGCCGUCGCUCAUGCCUAGCCGCCGACGAUCGUCGACUAAGGUGUACGUGGACGACAGGCCAGAAGAUGACCCCGGCGUCCAGUACGUCUGUGGGAUUGAAGGGUGCGCCUGCCACGUGGACAAGAGGAUCUUUCAUCCUAGCGGCGAUCCUAUCUUUGAUGCCUGACGCUCCACACCGUGACGAAUGGGCCCCUGCACGAAGACAAAGGCGGUCCCCAAGAACGCGCGCUCCAACGGCGUGGGCUAGAUCCUGCGCUUUGUGUCGCUGGCUACCUCAGCAUAGCGCCAAGUGUGCGUAGAUAUGAGCUGCUUCGAUUGUCCUCACAUGGCA
Messenger RNA from Aphanomyces invadans, 1649 nucleotides. RefSeq lists its product as hypothetical. Bases 24 to 1484 code for a protein of 486 amino acids. NCBI's taxonomy places the organism in Eukaryota, Oomycota, Saprolegniomycetes, Saprolegniales, Verrucalvaceae. The transcript has 3 exons. The record is from RefSeq and is a predicted model, not a curated record.